Messenger RNA from Drosophila sulfurigaster albostrigata, 611 nucleotides. RefSeq lists its product as uncharacterized. The record is from RefSeq and is a predicted model, not a curated record. The coding region runs from base 80 to 421 and encodes 113 amino acids. NCBI's taxonomy places the organism in Eukaryota, Metazoa, Arthropoda, Insecta, Diptera, Drosophilidae. The transcript has a single exon.
CGUCUCGUCAACAACACAUCAACUACAACAAUACUUAAUAGCUGUGAUAGCAAGUGUCCCAGUGUUAGCUAGCGAGAGGAUGUUGUUUCUGGCGCCGCGCAAGCAUCUGCUUGCCAGCAACCUGAUCAUCCUGCUGUUGAUCUAUGUGAUGCGCAAGUGCCUGCAACUAUUCUGCAUCAUCGAGAACAAGGCUUGCGGUAAGGAGAAUUGCAAGUGCGAGGAGCCGGAGAAUUGCAUGGACUCACCGCCGCCGGAACGCCGUGGAUUCAAGUUGAUUCCGGAUGCCAUGCGGAAAACUAUGCAUGGCUUUGGUUAUGGCGAGGGUCACUAUCAGAUCUUUGUGGAGAAAAAGGAGCGUAAUUUCCCCACCAAAUCGCGUCUGAAUGCGGCCAGCGCUGAACUCAAGUUGAAUCCCAAUUAGGUGGGCAACUAAGAGUCGCAGUUGCAAUGCCAGUGCGAGUGUUUGCAACGCAAAACCACAUGUGCCAACAAAACAAUUAUCCAAUGUCUUCUUGCGAAAUGUCUUCAUCCAUUAAUUACGAAAAAACACACAGCCGAAAGCAUUGAGCAGCAUAUUUUAUUACAAUACUUUUGAAGCGCAUUCUCUGUUU